Messenger RNA from Desarmillaria tabescens, 495 nucleotides. RefSeq lists its product as uncharacterized. NCBI's taxonomy places the organism in Eukaryota, Fungi, Basidiomycota, Agaricomycetes, Agaricales, Physalacriaceae. The transcript has a single exon. The annotation marks the transcript as partial. The record is from RefSeq and is a predicted model, not a curated record.
UCCCCUUUCCGGAACCUUUUGUCGACCAACAAAAUGCCGUCCAAUUCCGACAUCAAACUCAUCAGGUCCUAUAUUGAUGUUAUAGAAGCGGAAAUGGAUGAAAUAGAUGAAAGGAUGUCACUUACAAGAGCUGCUCUACGACAGGCUAAAGUAGACAAACUGCGUCUUCAAAAUAUCGUGGCUAUCCAUACGGCCUUUGUGGCUCCCAUACGAAAACUCCCGUACGACAUUCUAGCCGAGAUUUUCAAGUGGACAAUAGAGACUGCGCCAGAUGGACGCCCAUCAACGCAGAUAGAUUGCAUCUACGCGUCGGAACCGUGGUCGCUCGGUCACGUCUGCAGAUACUGGAGGGAAGUCUCACGCUCAUGUCCAUUCCUCUGGUCACAAAUCAGUCUUCCCUACCACAAUCUCAUUGCUUCGUCGACCAUACAAAACCGAGAUAUCCAGAUAUUGAAACACUUCCUCGACCGGUCAGGCGCAGUGCCUCUCAGUAUU